GUAUAAAAUCUUCUACAUCAACGAGGAAUUUUCAGUUUGAUUUUUUACAAAAAGGUCUAUCUUUCAGUGAAUUGAUACGUCAAAAUGGCCGAGGAUGAAGCGAUGUUCGACCCAACUAUGAAGAAGAAGAAGAAAAAGAAGAAGGUACCUCUUGAUCUUGAUGCACUUGAGGAGCCUAGUACUCCCUCAAAUAUGGACGAGAAUACUCAUGAAAUGGAAAAUCAGGAAAAUACUGUGGAGGAGAAAGAAGAAAAAGAAGACAAAGAUAUUUUGGAUCUGGAUGACUUUUCUGGAAUGAAGAAAAAGAAAAAGAAGAAAAAGAAGCCCUAUGAUAUGGAGGGUCUAGAGGAUGCUCUUCCGGAUUCAGCCAGUGAAAACAAAACAGAAGAAACUGGAGGAAAUGAUGGGGAAAAGGAAAACAAUGCUGAAACUAAAGAUGACCUUGAUUUCAGUUUUUCCACAAAAAAGAAGAAGAAAAAGAAGAAGCCGGUUCUGGAUGAGACAGACAUGAACGAAGUUGAGUCCAAAGGGAUAGAAAAUGGAGCAGAUUCGGAUGCAGAUGAUGGAGAUAUGUUAGAUGAUAACGACGACAAUGUGCCUGCCUGGAAUGAUAGAGAUUACACAUAUGAAGAGUUGUUGACCAGAGUGUUUGACAUUAUGCGAGCUAAAAACCCUGAAAUGGUGACAGGAGAAAAAAAGAAGUUUGUGAUGAAACCACCACAAGUAGUCAGGAUAGGAACCAAAAAGACAUCAUUUGCCAACUUCACAGACAUCUGUAAAAUCUUACACAGACAACCAAAACAUCUUUUAGCCUUUCUCCUGGCAGAGUUAGGAACAAGUGGUUCAAUCGAUGGAAAUAAUCAACUUAUCAUUAAGGGACGUUUCCAACAAAAAAUGAUCGAAAAUGUGCUUAGAAGAUACAUCAAGGAGUAUGUCACAUGUAACACCUGCAGAUCUCCAGACACCAUCCUGCAGAAAGAAACUAGAUUGUUUUUCAUUCAGUGUGAAACAUGUGGAUCAAGAAGAUCUGUUGCCAGUAUCAAAUCAGGUUUCCAGGCCAUCACCCAGAAGAGAGCUCAACUGAAGAGUAAACAACAGUGAAACACAUCUCCAAGCUAGUACAUUUGAAAAAAUUUACAGAUUAAGGAAGUGGUUGGUCUGUAAACUAUGACAAGCCUGACAGUUGUCAAAUGAAUGAAAAUUUCUGGAAGAAGCAAGAACACUGGAAAAAUAUCAUUUUAAAAAUGUAAUCUUUUGAAAUUAAUGUUUUGGUUGAAUAGUAAACAUUGCAUGGAGUAGGAAGAUGAAAAGUACCUGUACAUACAUUCCUUGUGUGCAUUUUCUGCUACUUAAACUAGUAACUUUUCCUUUGUAUUAAGCAUCAGGUGCUUCUGUUGUUAGAAACUGAGAUUAAAAAACUCCAAACUAAGAGAGGAGCAAGCUGAGGGUGAAUCCCAUGUCCUCCCCCCCACUCCCCCCACAAAAAUAAGGCCCAUACUCAAGGGAAUCCCUGUCCUGGAAACUCAGGAGGAUCUGGAUAAAGCCAGUUUCAUGUCACAAAUACUGUAUAUCUUUGAUUGCCUUUCAUUAAAUAAUGCACUGAAGGUGAAGAAUGCGGCAUGCAUUUGAGGAUAAAAAGAGAGAUUUUCUUGAAAGGUACAUCUAGAUGGUCUACAACGUCUUUAGUAAGUUUUAUCGUUAGUUAGAUAGUGGAAUGUUAAGUUUCUGUUUUGCAUGAUAGUUACAACUGAUCUAUCAGACUUUAGAAAUAUCUUUUAACAAUAAAAGCUACCACAAAGAAGCAGGCCUUCAGGAAACGCUCCAAAGUUAGUUUAAACUGCGGCAUUAAGGAGAUUAAAUUACACUUGAACAACCCAUGUGGCUUCCAUGCUAUUAAUGACUAUGAUCAAAUCCUAGAAACACACAGAGUGCAUUGUGAUGUUACUCUGAGAGAUGAGAUAAUGUGAGUCUAAAAAUAACCUGAAAAGGAAUUACUUUUAUUAGUAACAGAGUCUUGUGUGAGUCUCUUAGCUUAUCAUCUCUUGAAAAGACUUAAUAUGUACAAAACUAUUCUAAAAUUUGUAGAACAAGAUGAGAUAUUUUUGCAGAAGGUAAGGGUAGGAAAUGAUGAUCACUGACCACUUUUUAACUCCACUAAUUGAUAAACUUCUGACCAACAAUGUAUUCCUAUUACUGUCAUCCUUAGAAUGUACAUGAUACUUUAAUUGCUGAUAGUUCUGUUUAUUCUCACAUGACCAUCUCAAGCCUAGAAAGUACAUUGAAUAAACUUGUGAUGCUUAUGUAA
This is a messenger RNA of Pocillopora verrucosa, 2305 nucleotides long. RefSeq names its product eukaryotic translation initiation factor 2 subunit 2. The record is from RefSeq and is a predicted model, not a curated record. Gene Ontology annotation, cellular component: eukaryotic translation initiation factor 2 complex. NCBI's taxonomy places the organism in Eukaryota, Metazoa, Cnidaria, Anthozoa, Scleractinia, Pocilloporidae. Gene Ontology annotation, molecular function: translation initiation factor activity; mRNA binding; translation initiation factor binding. Gene Ontology annotation, biological process: formation of translation preinitiation complex; formation of cytoplasmic translation initiation complex; translational initiation.